UUCAAAUCAUGUGUUUCUGCAUUUGGCCUUUCUUCGAAAUUCUCCAUAACGCCAGUGAAUUAUUAUUUUGGGCAAAAUCGCGUGCUUUUGUGCAGUCUCAUAUUUACGCCCGACUCAACAAUCCGUUUCCUUUUUGUCCCUUUUCCGAAUAUGGCUCGCUCUGAAUGGAUAUGGCUGGAGCGCCUGCUCAUCCUUAAUUUAAUUUUGGUUCUGACUUUGAAUUUCACUUCAGCACAACUGCGGUAUUCUAUUCCUGAAGAGCUGAGAGUGGGUUCCGUUAUUGGGAAUAUCGCUAAAGAUUUCGGGCUGGAUCCCGGCGCUUUGGAAGCAAGAGGAUUUCGCAUUGUUUCUGGAUCCGCUGAACACCUGUUUCAACUCAACAAUAAUGGCAUUUUACAAGUUAACCGCAAAAUCGAUCGAGAAGAGGUAUGCGAACGGACCACCACUUGUAUUAUUAACUUAAAGACUGUGCUGGAAAAUCCAUUAGAGGUGCACAACGUCGUCAUUGAGGUCUUAGAUGUAAACGACCACCCCCCCAUCUUCUCUGACAAAGAGACGCUUUUAGAGAUAUCAGAAUCCGCUUUACCCGGGGCACGAUUUCAACUGCAAGCUGCGCGUGAUCCAGACAGCGGCGUGUUCUCUGUUCAACAGUAUAAACUUAGUCAAAAUGAACAUUUUCGUUUGGAGGUUAAAGAUAGAGGGGAAGAUGGUAAAAUUCCAGUUUUGUAUUUGCAUAAAUCGCUGGACAAAGAAUCUGCAAGGACUCACAGAUUAUUGCUCACAGCUGUUGAUGGAGGGAAGCCAACCAGAUCAGGCACAAUGACCAUCAUCGUGAAUGUUUUAGAUGUAAAUGACAAUAUGCCAGUAUUUUCCAAAGAAUCAUAUAGUGCAGUGCUGAAUGAAAAUGCUCCUAUUGGUACAACUGUCAUACAAGUAAAUGCCACAGAUUUAGAUGAUGGUAUAAAUGGGGAGGUGGUUUAUUCCUUUGGGAAUAAUGUAAAUCAGAAGUUACUUAAACUUUUCGAAGUUGAUGCUAACACAGGAGUGAUUACUGUCAAAGGACUCAUAGAUUUUGAAACUAAAGACAGAUAUGAACUUGAUAUAAAGGCUUCUGAUAAAGGGACGGUUCCACUAGCAACAGAAAAAAGUGUUAUAAUAACAAUUGUUGACUUGAAUGACAAUGCACCUGCGAUCGAGAUCACAUCCUUUUCGAGUGCAAUUCCCGAGGACUCCAAACCUGGAAGGACAGUAGCACUGAUAAGUGUGAGUGAUCAGGAUUCUGGUGUCAAUGGAAAGAUCAUCUGUUCUAUAAUUGAAGAUGUACCAUUUACAUUAACACCUUCUUUACAAGAAAAUAUGUACUCUGUAGUUACCAAAUCUCUGCUAGACAGAGAGAAUCAGUCCAAAUAUGAGGUGACAAUAGUUGCAAAAGAUUCUGCUGAUCAUCCUUUGUCAUCACAGACGACAAUAUCUGUUACAGUGUCAGACGUGAAUGAUAACAAUCCAGAUUUUUCAGCAAGUCCAUACACCUUUUAUGUGACGGAAAACAAUGCAGCAGGAGCCUCUGUUUUUUCUGUGAGUGCUUAUGAUCGUGAUGAGGGUGAUAAUGCCCGUAUAUCAUAUAAAAUUGUGAGAAAUGGUGAUAAACAUACAACACUGACUUCAUUUCUGAAUAUAAACUCUGAAAAUGGAGAAAUAUCAGCGCUGAAAAGUUUCGACUUUGAAACUCUGAAAACUUUCCAGUUCCAAGUUGUUGCCACAGAUUCUGGAUCUCCGUCACUCAGCAACAACGUCACAGUGAACGUGUUCAUUCUGGACCAGAACGAUAACGCUCCAGUCAUCCUGUAUCCAGUCAGCUCCAACGGUUCUGCUGAAGGUGUGGAGGAGAUUCCCCGCAACGUGAACGCAGGACACUUGGUGACUAAAGUCAGAGCCUAUGACGCUGAUAUAGGAUAUAACGGCUGGUUGCUGUUUUCACUGCAGGAAGUUAAGGACCACAGUCUGUUUGGUUUGGACCGCUACACAGGACAGAUCAGAACACUCCGCUCAUUCACAGAGACAGACGAGGCUGAACAGAAACUGGUCAUACUGGUCAAAGACAAUGGGAACGUUUCUCUCUCAGCAACAGCUACUGUGAUUGUCAAACUUGUGGAGCCCAAAGAAGCUUUUGCAGCUUCUGACGUUAAAAGUGCAACAAAACAUGAUGAAGAUAAUAAUGUGACCUUUUACCUGAUGAUCACUUUGGGAUCAGUUUCAGUUCUUUUUCUCAUCAGUAUUGUUGUGCUGAUUGCAAUGCAGUGCUCAAAGUCCCCCAACUAUACUUCUAAAUAUCUACAAGAGACUAACUAUGAUGGAACACUGUGUCACAGCAUCCAGUACAGAUCUGGAGACAAACGAUACAUGUUAGUUGGACCCAGAAUGAGUAUUGGAUCUACUAUAGUUCCUGGCAGCCAUGCAAAUACCUUAGUCCUACCUGACAGGAGGAGAGAAUCCGAGGGGGGUCACGGGGGUCAACUGGAGCCUUUCCCAGCUAAUUUUCAGACGAGAGGCAGGGGUCAUCCUGGACAGGUCGCCAGUCCAUCGCAGGGCCACAUAUAGAGACAGACAACCAGACACACUCAUGGGCAAUUUAGAAUCAUCAAUUAACCUAAUAUGCAUGUUUUUGGACUGUGGGAGGAAGCCGGAGUAAUCAGAUGGAACCCACGCAAGCACGGGGAGAACACCCCCGCCUGGCCAGGAGGUCGAACCAGGAACCUUUUUGCUGUGAGGCAACAGUGCUAACCACCAAGCCACCGUGCUGCCUCGGAACAGGGACAAUGUGUGUGAAAUAGUGAAAAAAAAAUGUAUAACUGCAUUCAUUAAUAUUAUUGUCAUUGGUAAUAUAAUAUAAUUAAUAUUGUUGUUUCUGUUAUUUUGUCACAAUAAUAAUUGUAAUAAUAAUAAUAACUGUAAUGUAAUGCUAUACUGUACACUGUAUUAUACAAUAAUAGCAUGUAAUACUUGUAGGUACUUUGUAAAAAAAAUAGCUAUUUCAAAGAGGAAAAAAAAUCCUGUCCAGGUAUUCUUUAUUCUGCUACUGCUGUCAGUAUUCCCAUUUGACAUGGAUUAAGGCUCCUGCAAAGUGUGUGAAGUGAUAAUUUGACUAUGUUGCUCCUCUAAUGCGAUUAGUUGGAAUCAUCUUCACAAUACCAUGAAGCCUAAUUUUCACAGGCAGCAGCCUGUAGGAUGAGCUGGAGUGCCACUCAACCGUAUAUCCCAGUUUUGUCUCCCUGCAUUUGAUUUUUUAUAUUAUUAUUAUUAUUAUUAUUAUUAUUAUUAUUAUUAUUAUUAUUAUUAUUAUUAUUAUUAUUAUUAUUAUUAUUAUUAUCCUAAACACUCACAGUUGCACCUACAAGAAGUGUAAAAUAAUUAUUUAACAAGCAGGUGUGUUCUUGGACUAAAAGCGCAUGUCAGUCUACAUAGAAAAACAAAACAAAUAUGCACAAGGAGCAUGCAAUAUCUUAUCAAACUCUACAGCCAGGAACCUUCAAACUGUGAAUGCUAACCACAGUGUGAAACAAUAUAGGAUACAGAGUACAUCAAAUACAACCUCUUUAACUAUGAGAAUGAAUUCAAUGACAAUGACAAAGAAAGGUGAAGGAAGGAUUUAUUUUAAACGAGCUCUAACAGUGAGCACUGCCUUUAAGUAGAGAAAAUUGUAGGUAAGGAGUUUAUGUUUUUCUUUACUUCUCUAUUUAUGUUGCACCAAAAAAACAUACAAAUCCCCAACCAACAUGACACAGAGAAAAGAAGAGUUAACUAAAAUGCUUACUAAUGCUGUAUCUAUUUUGUAAACAUUAAUUUACAUUCUGUGGUAACUAACUAUAUAAUAACUGAGCCUCAGAUUAUUGAACUGCACAUAGCAGGUCCCAUCCCUACCAAACUUUGUACCUGAUAAAGUUCAAAUGAUGUCCUUUUACAUAAAAUUGGCAAAGAGUACCUUCCUUUUCAGAUAACUCCAUGAUUAUACUUUAGUUUUGAUGCUUGUAAAAAUAAAAUAUGAUUCUUGCUAUUUUCAAAAAGCUGCAGCCUAAGCUUCAAUCAUUGAUUGACAUGUCAUUAUUUUAGAAAUUGUUAUAACUAUUCAUAAUAGAAAGUGGAGCAACUUCACAAAAUCAUUCGAGGCGGUUCAAACACGAGCUUCUCUGCAGGCCAGCACUCUAUUGAAUUAUUCAGUUUUUUUCUUCAAGAAAUGGUCCAUGUCCCAGUGCAGCAGGCUUGCACCUGCAAUGCACUUCACAUCCAGCACUGCUGCAGAUCCUAUACUGCAUGACUAAUAGAAAAAGUAAAAAUAGAUAUGACAUGAUACGCAUGCACAAUCUUCUUUGGCUAGGGAAAUAUAAAUGCAUAUAAACCAAGGUUAAAGAUCAUGUUUCUUUAUCUGUGUGUAAAAAAAAAAGGCAAUAAAUAAAAUAAGAUAAAGAAUUAUACGUGAGUACUAUUUCAAAUGUGCCAUAUAUCCAGUAUUAUCUUCAGCUGUAACUGCCAGACUCCUUUCAUUGUCUAUCUGUUUUGAUAUGCAUCAGCUGCACACGAAUUUGGAGGCAUUGUUAGAUACAGUGUAUCCACAUUUCCCUGAGGCAGUUGACAUUUUAAUAUCCGCAGGCAAAAUGAAGGUUUAGUAAGCAUGAAGGUUGUGAGAGUAGCUACAGCAGUGAUGCAAUUUCUGAUGUGUGAGUGUGCUAAUCUAAUAUAAGUUGUAUACCCUCGCCUGCCUCUGACAUCAGCAUGUCUGCAGAUGGUGAAAUUGAUUUAAAAAAAAAAAAAAAAAAGAAUGGGAGGAAAUGGCUCCCCCUUGUGGCAAUAAGUAUUUACUACUUCUUUAUGUGUGCUGGUUUGUGAGUACAUUCAAUGCAUUAUUUAGCAUGAUGCCACAUAGCUUUCCGGUUAUCUUAUCAUUGAGCCUCUCUGUCAAAUUGAUCCAUAAAUAGCAGGCCUCGUCCUAUUUUUCACUUCGCUGAUUUAAACCACACAGUUUAUACCCUCCUCCCCGGUAAAAUGUUUGUUUGACAAAUCUGGGUUAUCCAUGCCUCAGAAUAAAGUGAGAUUUAUUCUUAAUCCCCCAAAAAACCCUGUUUGUUUCAAUAUGAGCAUUGAGAGAAAGAGUGAAAAGGAGACAAUGACUGUAUAGGGAACAUUAGAGCCCAUCAUAUAACAUGUCUUAAGGAAAUAGGUAAAUAUGCAACAAUUAUUAAUAAUUCUACUAACAUGUGAAAUAUGUUUUGAGUCCUCAUUAGCUUGUAUGAUUAUAACGAAUAAAAAACUGAAUUUACAUGGCAUAACUAGCAAGUGCUCACAUGGUGAGGUUUUAUUGUGUAUAGGAUGCAGGGAGUGGCAGUGAGAGGGGCUGCGUACCGUUGUCAUGGAUACAGGAGGGGGGGUAUGGAAUCAAAUGGGUGCUCUGAAAGAAGCAUUUUAUCAGGCUGACACUGCCUUUGUUGCUAGGCACAGCAUUUAGCCAAUCAGAGUGUCCAUUACACUCACAUUGAUACUGGCCAUCCAAUCAGAUCUUGUUACCUUUGCUGUUACCAAACCUUACUGUACACUUUAUCUUAUUGAUAGCUGUGAUCCAUGAGCUAUUGCUCCAAAGUCAACUUUGAUUUUUUUUCUGUUGUCAUGAAUUUUAAGUUGUAUGAAAUAAAAGAAAAUACACUUUUUCAACAGUAAGAAUCAUUACAGUAAUCACACAAAAUCUUAUUUUGUCCUUGUCAUGUUUUGUAUCUCUUGUUUUCAAGCUUGUCUCACACAGCCACAUAUAAAGAAAGUAAACCUUGUCUGUUCCACAAGGACAAGUCUUGACAUAGAUACGCUAUUUUUAUUCAUUUUGUACAGUUGUCUUUAGGAAAAUGUAAAUGUUUUAAGUUGUAUUGUUCUAUCACCUCCAAAUAAGGGAGUGACAGCUGAGGAUACUGGCAACAAUAGCAAUAGCAUGCUGCUUCUACAUGUUUAUUUACAGUAGAGUAACUCAUUAUGUGAUUUUUAGGCUUUCUGCUAUCACAUUCCAAAUGAGUGAACAUCGUGUUCCACGUAUGCCUCUCAGGGGGCGUGCACUCGUGCAGGGGCAUGUGUGUGUGUGUUUGCGUCUGCAUGCAUGCUUGGGCAUGCUCCAUAUUGCUGUGUCCUGGUUUUCAUCUUGUUCCGGCUCAUGUAUCGACGGAACCGCCCCUGUCCUACUUACUCCAGAAACCGGUGGAGACAAGUGCAGAUUUGGCAAUGAAUGAUUAAGUUGUAGUGGGAUUAAA
Messenger RNA from Cololabis saira (Pacific saury), 6281 nucleotides. RefSeq names its product protocadherin alpha-C2-like. The transcript is spliced from 2 exons. Lineage: Eukaryota; Metazoa; Chordata; Actinopteri; Beloniformes; Belonidae. Bases 151 to 2598 code for a protein of 815 amino acids. The record is from RefSeq and is a predicted model, not a curated record. Gene Ontology annotation, molecular function: calcium ion binding. Gene Ontology annotation, cellular component: plasma membrane. Gene Ontology annotation, biological process: homophilic cell-cell adhesion.